Molecule: messenger RNA, 1733 nt
Organism: Diachasma alloeum
Lineage: Eukaryota; Metazoa; Arthropoda; Insecta; Hymenoptera; Braconidae
Exons: 2
Coding region: 157-1206 (349 amino acids)
Source: RefSeq, a predicted model, not a curated record
UUGGACCAGGACGCACACGAGUGGCAUCAAUCCACUCUCUGAAUUUUCAUCCUCGAGUGUUUUCGAUGUUUUAGUCAAUGUCACUUACGCCGAUUACAUCGUGUUGAAGACUGAUUUAUUCUGGUUGUUGGCAGGAAGAGAAGAAUAUUGUGGAAAAUGUGGGGGAGGAUGAGAUUUUGUCUGCUGUCAAUGUUCUCCGUGUGCUGCGUGACGGCGUCGUUGGAGGACACAUUUGAGACAGUUCACAACAGCAAUGCCGCAAUUUUGAAUCGCCUGGGCCUGGUGCCACUGGAGAUCCCCGACGGCCACCACAAGAAGCGCCUAGCGGGCCCAGAACCCCCCGAAUUAUCGGGCCUCCAGACCCGCCUGCAUCAGCCCUACAGCCGGCAUCACGGUAACCGUGACAGUCACGUUUACGUCGUCAAGUUGCCGGCAAGCGCACCUUACUACACCAUAACGACGCCCCACAAGUCGCCGGUUAAAGAUGAUAAACUAGCGAAUAAAAUGCCGAUGAAUAAGAAUGCCGUCAGCUCAAGCGUGAUACAUCAAUCACCGCCGGUUGGCUUCCACAGCAAUGGCAAACCGGCCAAGAUAUAUCACUGGAAUCUCCCAGUCAUGAAGAAGAUGAGUGAGAAGAAGCGGCUGCACGCGCAAUUUCGAAUGGACCAGUUGAGGAAGAAAUUUGAGGCCGAAAGAAUGGCCGGCGGAUCGUCGAAACAGAGCCACAAUUUUCUCAACGUCCCCAUGAAGCUCCUGAAGAAGGACGACGUCAAGAGAUUCAUGGCCAACAGCCUCACGAGUCCCAGUGAUCAGUCGGCGAUCAAGCACACGAGAAAUAACGACAAAAUACUGAACUAUCCCGAUGAAACCAGACGUGUCAAUGCCAUUGUCGACAGUGCCAAGGUCAAUGGUACACACAAGAUGUUCAGACUCGAGGACUCGAUGAUGUAUCAUGUCGCUCAGAAGUCCAAUGAUCGUCUCGCUAGCUGGUCCAUGUCCAAUGACCUUCAUGGAAUGAAGAACAGUGGCUUACAGAAACCGAAGAAACACCGGAAGAAGGCAGCCAUGUCCUACUACGCACCCAUCACAACUAAAACCGGCUCAACGAGCAUCCACAAGAACUUCCCUGGGAACGGGAAACCUAAGGCCUUCUAUGUUAUGGAGAAAAGCCGUAAACCCGUUUACUAUCAUCCCCUCCUUCCGUAAUUGAAUUGGCUCGUUGGGAAUCAAUCGAUUCAGGGAGAGCGAGGAGUCGAGGGGAAAUCCAUUUUUUGACUGAUGACAUUAAUUAUUUUAUUAGGGGGAGGAGACCAGUUCGAUUGACAAUUUUUCGAGUUUUCUUGUAAUAUUGACUGAGAGAGAAAGAGACUUGGGAAGUUUUUCAUCGGUGUACUUCGGGUCAUGUCAAUUCUCAAAUUCUAAGGACCAUUUUUUUUUCGCUCUGGCGGGAUUUUCAGUCGAGUGGAAUUCAUUGGCAAAUUGAGUACAAUUAUAGGCAUUGUAUAGUUAAUACCUCCACUGUUGAGACGCAUUUUUCUCAUUCACUGGCAGAAGUUUUUUGAAAUUUCGUGGGAAAUCUGGGAGUGAUUAUUAUAAAAGUGACACUGACGUCAAGUUUUACUGGGAAUUCGAGGAAAUUCAUGAGUUUUCAGGGGAAGUGAGACGGAGAUUUGACAGCUUGAUUGAAUUUUCAAUGCAACAUGAAUAUUUAGAAUCAAAAUUGUAUGAAUUUU